Molecule: messenger RNA, 2291 nt
Organism: Alexandromys fortis (reed vole)
Lineage: Eukaryota; Metazoa; Chordata; Mammalia; Rodentia; Cricetidae
Gene: CUNH9orf43
Product: chromosome unknown C9orf43 homolog
Exons: 16
Coding region: 112-1632 (506 amino acids)
Source: RefSeq, a predicted model, not a curated record
CCUAAGUCGGCGGUUUAGCCAAGCUUUCCAUAUCGCGGUGAUUUCGGCUCACUGAGGUUCUCGCUAGCUUCGACCAACAGCUAUAAGGCUGGCGAUAUCGGGAGACACCUGAUGAGACUCCGGGGUACAGUUUGGACUGGUCUGGUCCUAAAAGGGCGAGAAGCACCUGAGUCUAUGAACUUGCCAAAUGAGGAUCUGUGGGAUGAAACCAACUGCAGCUCAGCAGUUUGUCAGCAUCCACAAUGCUGGGCAUCUCUCCGACGGAUUGAGAGGGGCCAUCCUAGGAUCCUGGACUCACCCGGCAAAUCUUCCCGGGAGAUUGAUGAUAAACUCCCAACACUCACCAUUGUCAAUAUCACGGAUAGCUGCCUGUGGACCAAGAAGAGGAUGGCUCAGCGACAGUCACCAAAAUUUAUCUUCCCUAAGGAGUGGGAGCGGUCUUUAUUGUUGAAACCAGCUUCCAGGCGUUACAGCAGGUCUCAGAAGGCUUUCUAUGACAAAGGUGUAGCCAGUUGCUCUAGACCUCCUAAACUUUCAGUGUUGAAUUUGAAUGAGGCAAAACUUCCUUUCUCCGAAGAUGUCAGAAACAUGGUGGUAACCUGGGUUCCAGAAGAAGUGGAGAAGAGCGUGAGCUCAGUUGGAAAGACUUCUGCUUUUUCCAGGUGGCUUGAGAAGAAGAGGAAGAAGCUGGGAGAGCAUGUUAGAAGCCCAACAAGGGAGAAACUGGGUGUCCUUCAUGGAGGAGAGAAGAAAAGCAAGCCAUCUCUGUAUUUUUCUGGAAGGCAGUAUACGUCAACACAUUCGAGAAGUCUGGGGGUGACUGUGCCUCCUCCCUCCCCAGUGCACUUAUUUGACCAAUUAAGUUCCAAAGCCAUACCUCUAUUGACCCAAGUGGACAUGCUUCCCCGGGAUCUCCUGAAGGAAUGCAUUUUGGCACAUGAGAAAACCAUGGCUUGUCCUGAGGUAAAGACAGAGUUGGCCAAGAUGAAAAAGAAUCUUCCUCUGGAAAGGACCCGCCCUGACAGCGCUCUCUCUUCUAAGAUGUAUCUAACUGUGCACCGCCUGACCUUGCAAAGACCAUCAUUGAGGUACCCUGAACAUCUGAGGAAGCUGCAGUACAACCUGAAGAGAGACGAAGGAUCUUCAGGUUACAAGAAGCAGCAGAAGCAGCAGCAGAGGAAGGUGAAAACCUCUACUGAAAUGCAGGAGGCUAAGAAGACAGUCAAGAGUGAUGUGGAGAGAGAGCCUAGCCCAAGAAUCCCAUCAAGACAGGAAAGUGAGCAAAAGCAGAAGGAGCAGGAAGAGGAGGGGAAGAAAGUCAGUGUGAAGCAUGUUUCCAUAGAUAACUCAGUGACAUAUGACUUGGACACCUACUACACAGACUACUACACCAGCCCAGAGAGUCCUGUAAUAUUUGAGUCAGAUUACAAGGACAUGAGUGAUGUGGAUGAGACUAUGUUGGGAAUGCUUCCUUCCAGCCAAGACAGCAGUCCCAGGAGUAUGUCUGGAAGUGUGGACAGAACCGGCUGGAACCCUGAUCUCAAACUGCUGAGGAUUCUUCAGGCCAGUGUUGAGGAAGAUGAGGAGAACCAUCUUUCUAGGGCACAGAGCGAGGCGUCUCAGGAUGCUUAGGCUGGGGAUGUCAUACGGGGCAGCCUACCGGAACAGUUCUUGGUAUUUUGAGGACAAUGACCUUGGACAUUGUUCUCUGGAUUCCUCCAACAGGAUGAGGGCUUAGAGACCUUGCUUUUUUCACUUGCUUUACAACUCCAAAAUGAGUGAGAAAAAACCCUUAGUUCCGCUAAAUAUAGGAAACUUUUCCAGGGCAGAUUAUUUUCACUAUUAAACCCAAUCCCUUAUCAAAGGACUUGUUCUCUGUUUCCAGGAAGAGAGGAGGUAGGUGCUUCCUUGUGUCUGUUUUCUGGGUCCCCUUUAUUGCUCUGAAAUCUUUGUAGGGGUAGGAAGCUAGACUCAGCUAUGGGAACCUUUAUAAUAUCCCUACAUACUCUGCUCAUUCCCUGGAGAUGCCGUCUCUUGGUAACGGGGCCUGCACCAUUAUCAAGUGGGAAUCACUGUGGGCUGCUCCCACCUUUGAGUUCAUCUUAGCUACAAAUAAUUCAGUAUUGAAAAAAAGCACUAAAAAUCCAAAAAUUAUUUCAUUACACAGAACUAAUACUGAUCGCUUGAUUUCACAUAUCCAAGCACAUUCAAAUUUUCAUGUCUUAUUAAGUUUUUUUUACAGUUGACAUAUUCGUAUUAGAAUUCAAAUAAAAUUUAUAAGUUACAUUUUC